Messenger RNA from Pseudomassariella vexata, 885 nucleotides. RefSeq lists its product as uncharacterized. The record is from RefSeq and is a predicted model, not a curated record. The transcript is spliced from 2 exons. The coding region runs from base 202 to 885 and encodes 227 amino acids. NCBI's taxonomy places the organism in Eukaryota, Fungi, Ascomycota, Sordariomycetes, Amphisphaeriales, Pseudomassariaceae.
GCGGCGUUUACUCGCUGGCCUAUUUAUGAUCUAGAAAAGAAUCCCCAAGACGUCAUCCCCGACUACCUCCAUAAUGAUCCAUCCGCCGAGCCUACCGACUCGGUCCCCGGGGAGUUAUCCUCAUAUCCCGCCAUAGUAAGGCACACGGACCGCGCGGCCGUGAUAAUUGAGAACCGCCCACUCGAGAAUCUCAUCCCCGUAAUGCUGCACUUCCACAGCGUCCUAGGGCCCGAAUGGCCCAUCAUCUUCUACACAACGCCAAACACCUCCUCGGCCCUUUCCACCUCGGCGCCCUUCGCCCGCGCCAUCAACGAGAACCGCUUCGAGGUCCGCUUCCUCCCGCCUGAGGCUGUAUUCGAUUCCCACCGUGCCGUCUCGCUUUUCCUUGCUGACACCUGGCUGUGGGAGGACCUGGCGCCGUUCCAGAAACUGCUGCUGUUCCAGGCCGACAGCAUUAUCUGUUCCGCGUCGGAGGCCACUGUGGAUGACUACAUUGAGUACGAUCUUAUCGGAGCGCCCAUCGACCCGGUGUAUGGGCAGGGGUUCAACGGGGGUCUGUCUAUACGGAACCGAGAGAUGGUGUUGGAUCUGUUUAAAAGCUAUAGCUACGCGAAUGAUAGUGCGGCUCCGGAUGCGCCCACGGCAUACAAGUUUGAGGACCAGUGGCUGUACUCGCGCAUGUUAGACUUGCCUGACAGGGAGGACGGCAGUCCCGGGGCGAAGCUGCCGGAUGAGGAGACGGCGAGGAGGUUUAGUGUUGAGACUUUGUGGGAGGAUAGGCCGUUGGGGUUCCAUCAGCCCGUUAGGUGGCAGAAGGCGAGGAUGGAUAAGGUUGUUAAGUACUGCCCUGAGGUGGGCAUGAUUAGUGGGUCAGCCUUCUUUUGA